Sebastes umbrosus (honeycomb rockfish) is the source of this 1982-nucleotide messenger RNA. Its product is annotated as tapasin-like. The coding region runs from base 100 to 1386 and encodes 428 amino acids. The record is from RefSeq and is a predicted model, not a curated record. Lineage: Eukaryota; Metazoa; Chordata; Actinopteri; Perciformes; Sebastidae. The transcript is spliced from 8 exons.
UUUUUCCUGUCAAGUCAAAGUGAAAGUAUCCUUUCAACUGUUUGAACAACUCAAUGUGGUGCUCGAUCAACAAGGAGAGAUAUCUACCGAUGAAACAUCAUGGGACUGAUCUUAAAGAUACUUAGUUACUUGUAUCUGUGUGCAGGUGUGCAGUGUGUCCACCAGGUGUCAUGGCUGCCAUGUCAGUUCACUGAUGAACAUGUGUCUGUGAAUAACGAGGGUCACACCGAGACUCAGCACAUCCUCAGAGAGGCUAUGCUGCAGUUUGGUCUAAUAGGAGACCCUCCUGUUAAUCCAUAUGCCAUCACUUUCCUGAUCACCGCGUCUAAGUUGGACCUGCGGCGGUACGUAGAGGGAGCGGAAGCAGAGCAGUUGGAGUGUGAGCUGCGUAGGUACAGCACAGAGGGCAUCUAUGUCCGCUGGCCAGUCCUGGGGGCCCGGGACUACAACCACUGGUUCAGCUGCACCCUCAGACACACCAAUGGCCUGUUCACAGUCACCGGCUUCCUCAGACACCCGUCUGACCAACCCGCCCCAGGACAGCAGGACUACCGCCGCUGGCCUGCCAUCGGGGACAGAGAGAUACUCACAACAACAGUUGCCAUGGUAAUUAAAACACAGUCUCCAUCGGUGAGAGCAGGCCUGGGCUCCGAACAAAAGCUCCACUGCCAGUUUGAUGUCGACCACAAAGGACCAAAAGUCACUGUGGAGUGGCACAUGCAGCAUCAUGGAGAGAGAACCAGACUCUUCAGUCACACCAGCCGCACAGGGCAGAGCCAGGGGACCGGGGUCGGGCUGAGGAGCCUAGCAGGCGGGGAUGCUUCCUACAGCCUCCCCUUCACCAAGAUGAGCAGUGAAGGGACGUACAUUUGUUCGGUGUCGGUGCUUCCUCUGUCCGUCAGUCUGGAUAUAGAGCUGCAUAUCGAAGAGCCUCCCCGUGUCUCCCUCAACGUUGGACCCACUCUCUCACUGCUGGUCGGCGGGGAGCAGAAGGUUGCUUGUGAGGCAGAGAGCUACUACCCUCUGGAUGUGGAGAUAGUUUGGUACGUGCAGGACCCGGCGGUGUCAGGCCAGAGGGUGGGCGCUCCUCUCCCCAUGGUGCUCCAGAACGUUCAACUGUCCAGCCACAAACACAACCAGGAUAAGACUUUCUCGCUGACGUCUUUCUUCUACUUCGAGGCUUCACUCAGGGACUCAGGGAAACAGUUCACAUGCAUCGUCUCCCAUCAGUCCCUGAGAAUGCCUAUCAGGAAGAGCUUCAUCCUGACUGUUGAGGAGCCAAUCAGCUGGACGUCUUACCUCACUGUUGGCUUCAUGGUGGUGGCACUGGUGGUCAUCCUGUGUGUGCGGCUGUGUAUACCUGCACUCAGCAAAAAAACAAAGUAACAAGAGGAAACCAUACUGAGCAGCCUUUGAAGACUGAGCAGACCGGCUCAGAACACCAGUGAAGACGGACUUCCCUCCUCCCUCCUUCAUUUUUGUUUUAGAAUGUCUCAGACGUUUGAUUUUUGUUUGUUUGUUUGAGGUGAAUUUGGGUUUCUAUGAAACUGAAUGUGUUGUUCAUGUUGCAUUGAUUUUGCUUUGACUUUGCUCAUGCUACAAAACUGGAAGUAAGUAAAUGAUUGGUCUUCUGGACGAACAUCAAUCCACACAUUAUUCAACUGGUGAAAAUGCAACAAUCACAGUUUAGAGUACUAGCGUAUUGGAGCAAUGUGUUUACGAGUGGCUCACUGUUUUGUUUAUAUCAUUGUGUGUGCGUGAUGAUGAUGAUGAUGCACAUGCACACAUGCAAGUGCACAGGCGACAUGGCACACACAUCCCUGCCGCGGGUUUCACACUAUUCCAAUGAUCUACAGGUGGUGGUAUAUACAAAUAUUUUUUAAAAUUGGAUUUGCUAAUGUUUUAUGAGGAAGCAAAUGCAUUCAACACAUUUGUUAAGGUGUUUUCAGACCAAACGUGAAAUAAACGUUAAUAAUAAUGAA